UGGUGAGGUUUUAGCCCCCCGCUUCCCUUUUUCUUCAGCUCGCUCAAACACUCACAAUUCAAGCUUCUUCUCACUCGCCCGUUAGGGUUUCUAUUUUCCUUCCUUCUCUCGCUUCCCGCGUUGCACGCCAAAUACCGACGCCAUGGAUAGGUAUCAGAAGGUCGAGAAACCUAAGCCUGAAUAUCCGAUAAACGAAAACGAAAUCCGAAUCACCAGUCAAGGCGCCAUCCGAAACUACAUCACUUAUGCUUCUACCCUGCUCCAGGACAAACGUGUUAGAGAGAUAGUCUUUAAAGCCAUGGGGCAGGCAAUCAGUAAAGCAGUCGCCAUUGCAGAAAUUUUAAAGAAGAGAACUCCACGACUGCAUCAGGAAACAUCCAUCAGCUCUGUGAGCAUAACCGAUGUAUGGGAACCUAUUGAAGAAGGUCUUGUACCUGUGGAGAUGACUCGUCAUGUCUCAAUGAUUUCAAUUACCUUGUCUAAUCGGGAGCUAAAUAAAAACUCUCCUGGGUAUCAAGCUCCACAUUUUGUGGAACAGCCAAAGCAACAAUUUAAUUAUCAGCAGCAACAACAACAACAGCCCAGACAGGCUCGUCCUUAUUACAAUGCUGUUAAUGAAGAUCCGUAUGGCCAAAGCCGAGGCCGUGGUAGAGGUAGAGGGCGUGGUUGGGGCAGAGGGGGAUAUGGCAACUACCAAGGGGGAUACGGCAACUACCAAGGGGGAUAUGGCCACUACCAGGGCGGAUAUGGUCAAUACCAAGGCGGAUCCGGCAACUGCCAAGGUGGAUCUGGCAACUACCAACAAGGUGGAUCUGGCAACAACUAUCAAGGUGGAUCUGGGUAUUAUCAGGAUAAUGGUGGGUACUCGAAUUGGGGCAGAGGAGGCGGGCGAGGCAGAGGUUGGACAUAUCGUGGAACUGGCUAUGAUAGAGGCAGAGGGGGUAGGGGUUAUGGUCGUGGUCGGGGUCGGAUGGGUGGACGAACAAGGGGCGGUGGUGCUGGUAGAACCCAGGCUUAGUUAAAAAGUUAUUCGUUUUUUUUUUAUUGGUUCUUUUUACUUGAGCUAAAUGCUUUGCCUUGGCCAGUGAGAUGCUUUUAUCUGAAUAUACUGUUUAUAAUGGCGUGAAAAUUUGGCUUCUUAAAGCGUUUUUGAGCAGUAUUUUCUUGUUUUGCUCUUUGAUAACGUGGUAGGGCAAGGUUUUUUUUUUUGUUCCAUGUUUUGCAUUUAGCUUAUAAGAGCUGUCUGUGUCAGUUCAGUUCUUUCACAAUGUAAUUUGUUUUUGCCCAUAUGGUUUCCAGUACUCAGCAUUUUUUUUGUAUUCAUUUCUUCUACUUAGUUGA
This is a messenger RNA of Momordica charantia (bitter melon), 1341 nucleotides long. RefSeq lists its product as uncharacterized. Gene Ontology annotation, molecular function: RNA binding. The record is from RefSeq and is a predicted model, not a curated record. NCBI's taxonomy places the organism in Eukaryota, Viridiplantae, Streptophyta, Magnoliopsida, Cucurbitales, Cucurbitaceae.